Messenger RNA from Cygnus olor (mute swan), 577 nucleotides. RefSeq names its product interleukin 26 (gene IL26). The coding region runs from base 65 to 577 and encodes 170 amino acids. Lineage: Eukaryota; Metazoa; Chordata; Aves; Anseriformes; Anatidae. The transcript is spliced from 5 exons. The record is from RefSeq and is a predicted model, not a curated record.
AACCAGUCUUGCUGUAUCACAUACGCUGCUGUGACUGUAGAGGCACGAAGAUUUGGGAGCGAAGAUGAAAGUAUAUUCUAUUUUCAGAUCUGGGCAUUUUUUAGUUCUACUUUGUCUUUUCACUGUGGAAGGCAAAAAGUCACCUACAGGAAAGCAUACCUGCCGAAAAGGACUCCUCUCCCAAGUGACAGAGAACCUCUAUAUCAAGGCAACUAGUUUAAAAUCAUCUGUUCCUAAGGAUCUCAUCAAGAACACAAGACUUCUAAAAAAGACAACAAAAGUGCUGUUUAUGACAAAUUGCAGUGUUCGAGACCAGGUCCUCUCAUUCUACGUGAAAAAUGUUUUCAGUCAUCUUGAAGUGGAAAGUGAAAAGUUGUACGUUAUUAGCGCCUUCCAGGUCCUGCAAGAGAACAUGAAUGCAUGUCUUCCAUGUGCUCCAUCCACAAGGUUAACUCCAGCUGUCAAAAAUAUAAAGACGACAUUUCUUAAGCUUGGAGAGAAGGGAAUCUACAAGGCCAUCAGUGAGCUGGAUAUUCUCCUUCCCUGGAUUCAGGCCUACAUACAAACCAUCUUAUGA